AGUCCGCGUUGAUCUCUGGAUCUGGUGUAUAUAUGACCAGGAAGGAACGAAGAAUUACUCCAUCGCUUACCUGCAUACAUACACGAAUACCUACGAAUAGAUCGAUGGCGGUCGACGAUGCGCAUGCGCCUGCUAAGAAGAGAUGUCGACGAGCGACGGAAAGCAUCUCCGGCAUCUCGUCUUUGCCGGAGCACCUUCAACAAGAGAUCUUCCUCCGCGUGGGCGAUAUCAAAGCCCUAUUCAUGUUCGCCGUGACAAGCCGCGGGUGGCUCCGUCGCUUCACCGAUCCGACCUUCCUCCGCGAGCUAUGUCCGAGACACGGCGGCAAUAGCCGCCAUGGCGCGCGCGUCCUGGGCGUCUGGCUACAGUGCGCCGUGUUCGAUCCCUACGACAAGGUGAUGGUACAGGCGCGGAUGGCGCCGCAGCAGCAGCAGGGCGCGUCGUCCAUGGCGGCGCCGACCUUCCUGCCGGCGCUGGGCUCGCCGCUCGGCGCCCGCCGUCUCGUCGACGGAGACGCCGCCUUCGACUACGCCGAGCUCCUAGCCGCGCGGCGCGGCAUCGUGCUGGUGCGGCUCGCCCCCCGCACGCCUGCCGAGAUGGACAGCCGCCCGUACCUGUUCGCCGUAUGCAACCCCGUGACCGGCCACCGCCACGUCCUCCCGCCUCCGGAGUGGAGCCUCAGCGAAGUGAGAGGCUACGCCAUCGUCACCGCGGCCGACAGUCCGCAGCUUCAUCCGCCAGCGGCGGCGCACUUCACGUUCUCGCGGCUGCUCGUCAUCGCCCACCAUAGACAAGGUAUCAGAGGCGACGCGUACCUGCACUCGUACUCCGCCGCCACGCGCAGCUGGAGCGCGCCCACCAUGUGCCUGGACCGCGGCGACAUGCGCGCGGUGACGGUGUGUGACUGGUCGGCCGUCGUCCACCGUGGCGCGGCGCAUUGGCUGUGCGUCGACAUCGAGCGCUACCACCUCGCAACCAGAACCAGAGGCAGAGGCAGAGGCGACGACGACCGCCACAUGUACAUGCUCAGCGUGGACGUGGCCACCGCACGCGCCUCCUUGACAAGGCUCCCCGUCCGUGUCGGCGGCAAUCCACUCCUCUACGUCACCGGCGACGGCAAUCUCGCGGUCGCCACCGUGUACAUGUCGCACGUGACUGUUUGGACAGAGUCCCCUGCGUCUACGGCUCCGGCGUGGCUCCGCACUUCGUUUCUCAUGCCAGCGGCGGCGCCGGCGGUACCUUACCCACCCCCGCAAUUGCGGCACCAGGAGAAUUGGCGCAACUUCAACCAUGGAUCGUUGAUCGCGGUGUUCAGGGGCACCAAGAUCUUCAUCCUCGACAUUGACACCAAAGCGAUGGAGAAGGUCUCCGUCCUCGACUUCCACAGCAAGGCGAUGAUCUCCCUGGCUGCUGCUAACUGGCAGGCAACGUGGGUGCCCUAUGAGAUGGACGUGGUGGAGUUCUUCAUGGUCCAGCUUGGUGGCAUACGAGAUCGACUGGGACCUACUAUCUCAGAAAUUCAAUCUCCAUAGAUGCUACUGUUUCUUCCAUACUAUAAGUCGAUAGA
This is a messenger RNA of Zea mays, 1567 nucleotides long. RefSeq lists its product as uncharacterized. NCBI's taxonomy places the organism in Eukaryota, Viridiplantae, Streptophyta, Magnoliopsida, Poales, Poaceae. The record is from RefSeq and is a predicted model, not a curated record. The coding region runs from base 33 to 1532 and encodes 499 amino acids. The transcript has a single exon. Gene Ontology annotation, molecular function: protein binding.